Messenger RNA from Suillus discolor, 2109 nucleotides. RefSeq lists its product as uncharacterized. The record is from RefSeq and is a predicted model, not a curated record. Lineage: Eukaryota; Fungi; Basidiomycota; Agaricomycetes; Boletales; Suillaceae. The transcript is spliced from 6 exons. The coding region runs from base 325 to 2109 and encodes 594 amino acids.
GGAAAAUUGUCGUGUUCAAGUUUUAUUGAACGUCAACUGCACCGCAUUUACCUGUUCGCAUGUCCAGUACUGCAACUGCAGUGUACCCGGGAGGUCUGGCUCACUGGUAGGUCCUCCAUAUAUUACAUCUCCGCGAGUUUUGGAUGGAGUUCUAACAAGUUCAGCCACUCUCCCUUCGGGCGAGUCCUGCCGUGGACCAGGCACAACCAGUUUGGCUAGACCGGACGGAAAAACUCCCGAGUUCUGCCAGAACACUAGUGACCACACAUUGCUUGGCACCGAUAAAGAUGCGAUAGCAUCAAUAACUUUGGAACAGUUCUCACAAUGCGUUAUCACUCCCUUGUGGCAGCUCUGAGCCUCGGGUCAACAGCUCUAGCUCUCCAUGACCAACAAUUUCCCGUUAGCACUACUGGAGAAGCUUGUGUUCGACCCUUGAAUAUUGCCAACUUGAACAAUGACGGGUCACAUUCAUUUAUUUUAGGUUUGAAGAGCGAGCAAUGGAGGCUUGAAGAAGGUCCUAUCGAGAACACGACAGGGAACUUGAUCUUCGACACUGUCCAUUCACUCUUACAACGCUGGCCAAAUACUCGGUAUCGUAAUGGACAUAACAUAGUACCGGGAGUAAUUCCAACUGGUACUUUACUUUAUCACGGGACCGUAAGCCAUACAAUACCCAGUGGUCCCUUCUGGGCCGCUACAGACCCAGAGCAUUCUCUUGUUUUCGCUCUUGGAUAUGGGAGUGGCUGGCAGCUCACACUGGCAGCAAUGCGACCUCUAAAAGUUUUGUACUUUGAUGGAAAUAGUGCUGCCAAGGUGUCCGAGGGUACAAUGGAUACGCAGGAUAUAAUAGCCUGGGGAGAAGUGCAACCCGAGCGAUACCGCGAUGACCAAUCACGGAUUAAAGAUCUCUGUAGGUGGGGACAGGAGUUCGGAAUCGAUGGUUUUGUGAGGAUGGAAAUGGACUUUGAAGUUAUGUUGUGUGAUGUUACCGCUGGUGUCGAGGUAGUAUCUUUCUUGCAUGUCCGUGUCUCAUGGAAGGAUAGAAUCCCGUACCCCGGUGUUCCUUCCACUCCCUCUAAUCCUGCAUUGGAUUCUGAUAUCUGGAAUCGCACAUUUGAAUCCAUGCACUCCGGCUCAUGGCACAAUCGCUACCCAGGAGAUUCUCGCAUUGUGCUCGACCUGGCUGGUCUCGUCUCACUGUAUGAUAUCGCACUGGCACCUUCCCUCGUUCCUGUCCGCGCAGGGCUUGAGCGGUGGGACCAUCGGGUGCUCGGAAUCUCAUCAGAGGAUAUAUCACAGGUGAAGAGAAAGCUGGCCGAGGUUAUCAGUCGACCAGAUCCAAGCAGCGGUAUAGACUGGAAGACCCUCACCCACGUCAUCGUUGAUCGAUAUGCGGAUCGGCUCGAGUUCAUGCAACAUCUCCUCAAUUUCACCUCAUCAGACUCGCAAGAACUCCUUCAGCGAGCAAUGCUCAUGCAGAACCAGCUCCGCGUUGUGUUUGCGCCAUAUAUAUUGAACGCUACUGUCGUCCCCAGCGCAGAUACUCCGGGCCUACCUCCAUUGCAGUGGGCAUCCCCAAUGUUCAGGUUAUGUGCCACAACGCACACUACUGCGAUGAUAAAUCAUGUACCCUUGAUGACGCCUUCAGAACGCCUGUUGCUCAAAGCCAUCGAGGACACAACGAGAGAAAUCUGUCGUGUCACUACGAAGAUGUGGGCUGUUGGUGUCAUGAGCGGGCUCGACGUCCUUUUCCCUCUAGAGCUUAAUGAGGAGGAGCUUGAUGUCGCUCAAAUAAUGAAUGAUUGGAGACAAGACACCCAGAAGCUGAUGUCUUGGUUAGACUGGAGUAUAUGGAUUAAAUGCCGACCUGCCUGCGGCCCAGAGGAAAUGUGUUAUAUUCCUACCUGGCCCAUCGAUGGCCCUGAGCCAUGGCCUCCACAUCAAUCUCCGCGGGACCCAGCAGAAGUAAAGAAUCUUGCUGAUCUAGUCGAGCAUCCACCCGAAGGUUCAGCAAGUGCAGAUGGAUUUUUCUUCAUUAGGAUACCCACGGAGGAAUGGAGGAAGCCUCAACCGAAGUGCAUUAGGCGUCUCUUGCCGUACGAAUCUUGA